Molecule: messenger RNA, 2004 nt
Organism: Aricia agestis (brown argus)
Lineage: Eukaryota; Metazoa; Arthropoda; Insecta; Lepidoptera; Lycaenidae
Gene: Y-d
Product: protein yellow-like
Exons: 7
Coding region: 297-1706 (469 amino acids)
Cellular component (GO): extracellular region
Source: RefSeq, a predicted model, not a curated record
CCUACUCGUCGCCGACUUAUAAGACCUAUAGGACGCCUUUCUUUCAGUUUAUUUUUAAAUGCGUCCGAUAACUAACGUUUCUAAUUAGUGAUUAGUCACUCGUCAAUUUAAGUCAGCUUUAACUUGUAGCACGUUUAGUUGAAAUUAAAAGCUGUUGAUUACAUAAUUACUUAUCUAAAAAAUUUAAAAUCUUUCCUUCAAAUUACCCUAAAGCAACAUUUUUUCUUUUAAGUGUAGGAUUGAAAAAAAAACGUUAAUUUGCCUUUCUGAAACUGUGUAAAUAAAAAAUUUUAACCAUGAGACCUGGACCUGGACAGUAUCAAAUCUGCAACGCUCUCUUGAGGCAAUAUGAUCCGAAGAUCUUGGACUUUUACAAAGCGGAGAUGGCGUAUGGAGUAGAACGGUUCUUCCUGCUGACUUACUGUCUGGCUUGCUGCUGGUCCGGUGCCCGGGGCAAGGACAGCCUGCGGAUACUACGGGGCUGGGCCGAGCUGGACUUCGAGUUCCCAAGCGAUGCUGACAGGGACAUCGCCAUGAGCCGAAGGUUCUACGUUCCCGGUGCCUCCGUGCCGAUUGAUGUUGAUAUGAAUUAUAGACCUCCACCUCAGAAGUCUCGUAUGUUCGUGACGAUCCCGCGCUUCGACGAGGGGCGGCCGGUGACGUUGGGCGUGGCGGAGGACGACGGCAAGAUCUCCCCCUACCCCGACUACUCCUGGCACGACAACCAGGGCUCCAACUGCGACGGCAUGACAUCCGUCUUCAGAGUCGCUAUAGACAAAUGCAAUCGUCUCUGGGUGAUGGACGCGGGCAAGAUCGGGGACACGGCGCGGUGUCCACCGCAGCUGCUGGCUUUCGACUUGGACACCGACCGCCUCGUGUUCCGACACAAAAUCGAUAAAGCCCAGACACCUACGUCUCUGUUUAUUACUCCCGUGGUUGAUGUGCGGGAAUCUUGCGGUGACACAUACGUGUACGUGGCCGACGUGACGGGCUACGGACUGCUGGUGGUGGACGUGAUGCGGAACCGCUCCUGGCGCGUCACCCACCGCCUCUUCUACCCCUUCCCGUCGUACGGAACGUUCACUAUUGAUGGCGAGAGUUUCGACCUGAUGGACGGCGUGAUCGGCAUGGCGCUAUCUCCCUACAAGAAGGGCUACGAGCGCUACCUGUACUUCCACUCGCUCGCGUCCACCACCGAGAACGUGGUGCGGACCAGCGUCAUCCGCAACGCCUCCUUCAUAAUGGACUCUAAUGCUGAUCCUAAUUCCAUUAACGUUUUCCCCGGCCGUCGGCCCAUCCAAUCCGCGGCGGAAGCGAUGGACAGCAACGGCAUCCUCUAUUUCGGCAUGAUGGAUCCACCGAGCAUCUGGUGCUGGAACUCCCGCACCGAGUACACCCCUGAUAACUUCCACCAGAUCGCCGUAAACCAGGAGACUCUUCAGUUCGCGAGCGGCGUCAAAAUCGUCACCAACUUGAAGAAUCAGGAGGAGCUCUGGAUUCUGACGUCGAGCUUCCAGCGAGUGAUGACUGGUUCCAUGAGCUCCGAUAGAGUCAACUACAGGAUACACGCUGAAAAGGUCUCCAAUCUGGUGGAUAAGUGCUUGAACCACCCAAAGCACCAGGGCCCGGACUACCAUGCGGAUCGAAUAUCCCCCAUCAUCACGAAUCCUUUGGUGUUCAAGUAUGGCGCUGCGUCGUAUCUCUAGAGAUACAGGCGUUGGCCGACCAUUUACUGAACAACAUCAUGUGGUACGACUGGUCAUAUAGGAAUAACGACCGCACUUAGAGAGAUUUAAUGUUUACUUAACUUUAAUUUAAUGAAUGUUUGUCAGCAAAUACGAAUUUAUGACAAAAUCUUCAUUAAAUUAAAUAAUAAUUGUUGAGUGUCAGUAAGUUCGGCCGUAAGUAUUAAUUAUAAAACCUGUACAAUAAUGAGAUUUAGUACAACUAGUAUUAAGUUAGCUUAGACCAUAUCUAUUUGUAUUUUUAUAUCUUUAAAGUUUC